Messenger RNA from Hymenoscyphus albidus, 510 nucleotides. The record is from the annotation of a GenBank genome assembly. NCBI's taxonomy places the organism in Eukaryota, Fungi, Ascomycota, Leotiomycetes, Helotiales, Helotiaceae.
AUGACGAAAGAGCUUACCUUCAAGCAGUACUUAGAGUAAGUUCAUUUCCCUUUCCAUCCAACACUUCAACAAAACAUACUGACUGUACUAUCCAGGUACGUGAGAGGACCUGCAGUAAACUUCGCUGUGGGUACUGGCGAAGACAGAAAAUACCACUGUCUUCCCAAAUACAUCCUUUGUCACUACUCUAAGUACUUUGAGCGCCUCCUUACCGAGGACAACGAGGCUCACGAUGACGAGACACCUACAAUCGAGCUCCCUGACGAAAGAGUCCUUUUCUUCGACACUUUGUUUGAGUUUAUGCUCAACAAAAAGAUCAACGACUACUUCCUGGUACCAAAGGAAGAUAGGAUCCGAAGAGUAGCAGACGACGAUACCUGGAGCGAGGAACCACUUCGUUGUUACGAAAGAUACAUCGACACUUGCAUGGAAUUCCUCCUGUACGCCCAGAAGUACGAUUUGGGAGAGAUGGCAAGCGAUAUCGUUUGUCCUAGUCUGAGCAUCGUUUGA